Molecule: messenger RNA, 1086 nt
Organism: Brassica napus (rape)
Lineage: Eukaryota; Viridiplantae; Streptophyta; Magnoliopsida; Brassicales; Brassicaceae
Product: aquaporin NIP3-1-like
Exons: 4
Coding region: 1-942 (313 amino acids)
Biological process (GO): transmembrane transport
Cellular component (GO): membrane
Molecular function (GO): channel activity
Source: RefSeq, a predicted model, not a curated record
AUGGCAAAUAUUACUGGUCAGACACAAAUCGCCAACUUAGACAUCGAAGAUGGUAGAUCCGGUGGUGGAUCCCGCUCACAAGAUUCUCCCCGCCCUCCUAUAUUCAUAUCCUUCGUUCAAAAGUUGUUUGGCGAGUUCGUGGGGACAUUCUCUCUGGUAUUUGCUGGCUGCUCGGCAAUCGUGGUAAAUGAUACGUACGGUAAACCGGUGACACUUCCUGGCAUAGCUUUGACAUGGGGUUUAACCGUAAUGGUGAUGACCUACUCAAUAGGUCAUAUCUCCGGUGCACAUUUCAACCCUGCUAUUACCAUUGCGCUUGCUUCUUCUAGAAAAUUUCCAUUAAAACAGGUUCCAGGGUAUAUUGCCGCUCAAGUUCUCGGAUCAACCUUAGCGAUAGAAUCUCUUCGGCUCUUGUUCAAUCUGAACAACAAUGGUUGUAGCCUCAAAGGCGCUAUUUAUGUGGGAACACACCCGUCAAGUUCUAACACAGCGUCGUUCGUAGUGGAAUUCAUCGCUACUUUCAACUUGUUGUUUGUUAUUUCGGCUGUAGCUACUGAUAAAAGAGCCAACAGAUCAUUUGCAGGUCUUGCAAUUGGUGCAACUGUAGUACUCGACAUCUUGUUCGGCGGGCCAAUUUCGGGAGCAUCAAUGAAUCCAGCAAGAAGCUUGGCCCCUGCAUAUAUAUGGGGAUGUUAUAAGGAUUUAUGGAUAUACAUAGUUGCACCUGUUGUCGGAGCAUUGACAGGUGCAUGGACUUAUAAUAUGUUACGGUCUACAAAUAAAUCAUUUGGUGAGAUAAUACGUCCAAAUUGCAAUAAAGAAGCAUCUCUAGAGGAAUUUUGUGUUCUUCAAAUGGUUGAUCCGAAUAACCGGAAAAUUUUCAUACUUUCAUCUCCCAUUGAUAUUAAUGACACAUGCAAUAUCACAUGCAAGUUGGCGUGAAAGACAGAUGUGUUGCAACAAUAAUUGAAUAAUAUUUGAUUGGUCAUCGUGAUUGUUGUCUUUUUGUUGUGUUUGGUGUCUAUUUGAGGUUUUCAUUUCGCGCGUUGAUGUAUUUGUGUGUAUUGAACUAGUUGUUUAUGUUAU